This is a messenger RNA of Cryptomeria japonica (Japanese cedar), 914 nucleotides long. Its product is annotated as probable membrane-associated kinase regulator 1. Gene Ontology annotation, cellular component: plasma membrane. The record is from RefSeq and is a predicted model, not a curated record. The coding region runs from base 144 to 914 and encodes 256 amino acids. The transcript has a single exon. Gene Ontology annotation, molecular function: kinase inhibitor activity. NCBI's taxonomy places the organism in Eukaryota, Viridiplantae, Streptophyta, Pinopsida, Cupressales, Cupressaceae.
AUACCCAUUUGCCAUAUCUGUAAUGGAACAGUUCAAUGUUGCAUGGUUUAAAAGGUAGCUAACAUCUCUCUCCUCUAUUAGUAUAAGCCAAGAUCUCCCAUCUUUCUCAGUGGUGUUUUUAAGGAAUUCAUCAAAAGUUUGCCAUGGGUGAGAAGGCAAAGAACACUAAAGGUAGGAGUAAGAAAAAGGAUCUGCCACCAUUGCCAACCUCUAAUAGCAGAGAUUCAUCACCAAGGUAUUAUGACUUUCAGAAGAAAGCAGUUCAUCCAUUACCAUCUUCAGAAGAGUCAUCCAGGAAUGGAAAUAACAGAGGCCCCCUAGAUGUUUUCCACAAGUACAUAAAGAUGAUCAAGCCCUUGUAUGAAAAAAUCAGUAAUAAAUGUGAUCAAAGGAUAUUUUCUGGUCACUUGAGAGUAGAUAAAAAUGUCAGUGCUUCAGAAGUAGAAAAGAGAAUUGAGGCAGGUUCAGAGAGUAGGGGUAAGAAGAAGUAUAGUCUCAGAAGCAGUCACCAUGUUUGUUUCACUGAGGAUCCAAGGAAGGUUAAGAAAAACUUUGGUUUCGGUAGUCCAAGGGGUACAUCUCCAAGCCAUGGUUGUAUGGUGACAGGGAGAAGCUACCCAUCUUCCAUGGUUUCAUCUCCAAGCCAUAGUGGAGUUCUCAUUGGAAGAAGCUACCCAUCUUCCAUGGUUUCUUCUCCAACUCAUAGUGGAGUCCUCAAUGGUUUGAAUUCUAGUACUAUCAGCAGCAUGGAAGAGUUGCAGAGUGCUGUCCAAGCAGCCAUUGCCCAUUGCAAGAAUUCAAAUUCCAUCAGUUCUGGUAAAGAUUUCUUUUUGGGUGUUAGAUUCUAUUCAAAUCAACUUUACAUAGCUCAUAUGAUUAAAAAGCACAUGAGAUGGAGUAUUCUUGUGCCUUAA